This is a messenger RNA of Cornus florida, 669 nucleotides long. RefSeq lists its product as uncharacterized. Bases 1 to 669 code for a protein of 222 amino acids. Lineage: Eukaryota; Viridiplantae; Streptophyta; Magnoliopsida; Cornales; Cornaceae. The record is from RefSeq and is a predicted model, not a curated record. The transcript has 2 exons.
AUGGCCAUUGUAUUGAGAUUUAUUGAUAAGAAUGGUUUGCUUAAAGAACGAUUUUUUGGAGUUGUAGGCGUUAAAGACACCACUGCCUUAACUCUUAAAAAAGAAAUAUCAGAUGUCCUUACUCUUUAUGAUCUCCAAAUUGAUAAUAUGCGAGGCCAAGGGUAUGAUGGAGUGAGCAAUAUGCGUGGGGUGUGGAGUGGAUUACAAGCGUUGUUUCUUAAAGAAUGUCCAUAUGCAUAUUAUGUACACUGCUUUACUCACCAACUACAACUAACAUUAGUUGCUGCAUCCAAAGAUGUGCAAGAUAUAUGGCUAUUCUUUUCAAAGUUGAAUUCUAUUAUCAAUCUUGUCAGUGCUUCUCUUAAGCGUCAUAGCGAGUUACAAUCUGCUCAAGUGAUUUUAUCUACUAAUAAGUUGGCUACUGGUGAACUUGAGAGUGGUCGUUCUUGUCAACAAAAAGAUAGUAUUACAUUUAAUCAUCACUAUCAAGUUGAUAUUUUCAAUGCUGCUGUAGAUUUUCAAUUGAUGGAGUUAAAUCAGAGAUUCUCUGAAAAUACAGUGGAACUCCUUAUUCUUGGCACAGCUUUGGAUCCUAAAGAUGCUUAUAAAUCAUUUAAAGUUGAUGAUAUUUGCGAUCUUGCAGGGAAAUUUUAUCCUAAGGAUUUUUAA